Molecule: messenger RNA, 1494 nt
Organism: Homalodisca vitripennis (glassy-winged sharpshooter)
Lineage: Eukaryota; Metazoa; Arthropoda; Insecta; Hemiptera; Cicadellidae
Product: tudor domain-containing protein 3-like
Exons: 8
Coding region: 288-1472 (394 amino acids)
Cellular component (GO): nucleus
Molecular function (GO): protein binding
Source: RefSeq, a predicted model, not a curated record
UGACUGAAGAACUGAUAUUUUUGCAGGCAUUUAUCUAAUGAAGCCAUCCAAAGGAUAUCCGACAAUGGAGCCAUCACUAAUGUACGGACGCUCCACAAUAAAGCUCUAGAUUUGGACUUGCGAGAGAUUUCAGUGCCAUUUUUUCCCUGAAGACAUAGCCAAAGGAAAACUUGAAGUUGUACCAGGAAAUGUAAUAGUACAAGUUCAGAAGGUGCGGAAUAUUUCUGCUCCAAAGGCCAAUGAAGAUUCUCAGGCUGCGCCACGCAUGUUGAAGAUUGUCUUAACAGAUGGCCACACUGUUUGUCACGCAAUUGAAGUUGAAAACAGUUAGUGUUCUAAGCCUGAACAGCCCGCCAGGCACGAAGGUGUUGUUGAAGGGAGAGUCGCUAGCCAUGUCCCACGGUCUGCUGCUGCUGAGGCCAGGUGGUGUCCAGGUGCUGGGCGGCCGUGUCACUGCACUCAUAGACAAGUGGGAGCUCAAUCGAAGUCUCGCAAAACACACUAGAGGAAGGAUUGGAGAGGAGGGUGGACCCCCACCAUGGAUCCCAUUCGGUCAGAAGAUUCUCCGCCCAAAUCUUCAGGACCGAAAUUUUAAAUCACUAGGUGAGAAUGUGGCUAAGGAGAAUGCAGAGUUUGAAGCACAGAGGCAGGGAGCUAUUGCCGAGGCCGCUCGAGGAGGAGCACGCAAGGUGUUUGGUGGCGGCAACAAACCCAUCGUGGACCGCAAUGUGCGCACCAUUAUGGACAUGGGCUUCACACAGGAGCAGGCGGAACAGGCUCUCAAGCAGACCAGGAACAAUGUUGACAAGGCACUUCAUAGUUUGCAGAGGAGGACUGGGAGCAGCAAUGGUAAAAGGGAGGAGAGGGGCAACCGACGGAGAGGUGACCGGGAUGAGGAGGGAGGCUCAGGACCCAAGCCCUCAGGCCAGGUGUCUCUUUUCGCCUUCUUGGAGGAUAAACUGCCCACUCAAAAUGAUGAGAAAGAGAAUGACAACCAAGCUGUAUCUGGUGGAUUCAACCACUCUACAAGCAACCAAAGAUACAACAAUAACUCUGUAGUGCAGCGAGGACGACCCGAACGGCUGCAGAACCGUAGUGGGGGUCGGGGCAGUCAGAACAACGGCCCCACGGAGCCUAGGAGAGACGACCGCAACAGGUCCAACCCCCUGGCCACCCAGCACCAGAAGCCUCCGCGCUUUCAGAACCAACAACGGUACAAUGAUUCAUACCAGAAUUGGUCAUACGGUUCAAACAAUGAUUACACUUAUGAUGAUAGGAGCAGUUUUAAUAACUCGAGGCUGAGUAGGAACUAUGAAGACUUCAAUAGUGAACCAUAUAAUAGGAGAACACAGCCCCCACCUAUAUACGCCAACAAUGAGCCCUCUCACGAUUAUGGGCGCAACAAUCGCCGAUACGACAUACACAGUAAGUUGCGUAUUUUUAAUUGUGUGUAUUGUAAUUAUUAUUAUUAAUAAAGUGUAAAAAUCAAGCAUG